AGCUAUGACUAGUGCUAGUUGAGCAGGAAUUCGUGUCAGUCGUGCUCAGUGCCUCGCAUAAGUCGAACGUCGCUCUGGAGCAGCCAUCAGCAAUCUCAAAAAGGACGACGAGUGUCUCAACUAAAACGAAAGCGAAACAAAAAACACAGUAGCUCUAAAAAAAAGCAAAAAACUAUAAAAAAACUACGUAACAAGCCAACUGCCAGUGAUUGUGUUAAAUCGUGCCAAAAAUAUUAAACAUUAGUAAACAAUUUACAAAUUAUUGGCCAGCCUUCAAUAGAGUUUUUUUUCGCACAUGCGCGAACUUCGCACAAAAAAGCUAAAAAGCAAAGAACAAAAAAAAGAGAUAAAAACGGCCAAAAAGGAGCAGCCACCACACACCAACACUCCCACGGCUGCUUGUGAGCGUCUGUGUAUAUGUGUGAGUGUGCGCCUGUGUGCUGUGCGCGGUUUUUGUUUCGCACGCACUUUUAUCGUCGUUUUGUUUAAUUUAACGGUGCCGCGGUCAAGUGUAGAGAGCGCGAGAGCUUCCACGCCAGUACAAGGUGCCGCUCCUGUUCCCGAUUCCCGUUUCGCACCAAAACUUAUUGAGAUUUGCUCAUAGUCGCCCAAGCCGUAACCAGCAACAUGCCUAACUGGGAGACGAGCACCGCUGCGCCCAACUAUGAGCAGCACAAUGCCUGGUACAGCAGCAUGUUUGCUGCCAACAUCAAGCAGGAGCCGAUGUCGCAUCAUCACAAUCAUCAUCACCAGCAGCACGACAAUACAAGCAACAGUAACAGCAACAGCGGUGCCAGCAGCCCGAGGCAGUCGCCGCUGCCGUCACCCAAUGCGCCCAGCACACAGCUGGAGCAAUACCUCAAGCAGCAGCAGCAACAGCAGCCAAUGGAUACGAUGUGUGCAGCUGCUAUGACGCCGUCGCCAAGCAACAAUGAUCAGAAUAGCAUUCAGCAUUUUGACACCACACUCCAGCAACAAUUGUUGCAGCAGCAACAAUACCAGCAACACUUUCAGGCGGCACAGCAUCAGCAGCAGCAGCAUCAUCAUCUCACACUGGGUGGGUUCAAUCCCCUGACGCCGCCAGGUCUGCCCAAUCCCAUGCAGCAUUAUUAUGCCAGCAACAUGCGCCCCAGCCCACAGCCAACGCCAACAGCAGUUCCCACUGCUGUGACAGCAGCAAUACAGACAGGCGACAAGCUGCAGGCGCUGACGCCGCCAAUGGACGUGACGCCACCAAAGUCACCGGCCAAGUCGCAGCAAUCAAGCGUUGAGCCAGAGAAAGAUCACGAUCUGAUGUCGAACUCCAGCGAGGACAUGAAGUACUUGGCCGAGUCCGAGGACGACGACAGCAACAUACGCAUGCCCAUCUACAACUCGCACGGCAAGAUGAAGAACUACAAGUGCAAGACGUGCGGCAUCGUGGCCAUCACCAAGGUGGACUUCUGGGCACAUACGCGCACCCACAUGAAGCCCGAUAAGAUACUGCAAUGCUCCAAGUGCCCCUUUGUAACGGAGUUCAAGCAUCAUCUGGAGUACCACAUACGCAAGCACAAGAACCAAAAGCCCUUCCAGUGCGACAAGUGCAGCUACACCUGCGUCAAUAAGUCGAUGCUGAACUCCCACCGGAAGUCGCACAGCUCUGUGUAUCAAUAUCGCUGUGCCGACUGCGACUAUGCCACCAAAUACUGUCACAGCUUCAAGCUGCAUCUUCGCAAGUAUGGCCACAAGCCUGGCAUGGUGCUGGACGAGGAUGGCACACCAAAUCCCUCCCUGGUCAUCGAUGUCUAUGGCACACGGCGUGGACCCAAGAGCAAAUCGUUCUCGGGCAGCAGCUCAAACUGUGGCGCUUCCAGCAAGCGUAGCAAUGCAUCAGCUGCCUCCCAACAUCAGCACCAACAGCAACAGACGCAACACCAGCCACAGCAACAACAACAGCCUGUGCUGCCACCAAGCGCAACAUCUCAGCUGUCCGCCGCGCUGCAAGGAUUUCCCAUACCAGCAGCAGCAACCGCAACGGCAGCACCAGCAGCUGUGGCGCCCGUUUCCCCACCGUCGCCGGCCAAGAGCGUUGCCAGCGUUGAGCAGGCGCCUAGUCUGUCUAGCGCUUUGCUGCCGCCAUUGGCCAGCCUGCUACAGCAGAACCGCAACAUGGCCUUCUUCCCCUACUGGAAUCUCAAUCUGCAAAUGCUCGCUGCCCAGCAACAAGCAGCAGUUCUGGCGCAGUUGUCGCCGCGCAUGCGUGACCAGUUGCAGCAACAACAACAGCAACAACACCACAAUCAGCAGCAACAGCAACAGCAAUUGCCAGCUCACAGCGACAACGAAGAGGAGGAACAUGACGAUGACUUCGAACGCAAAUCCGUGGACUCAGCCAUGGAUCUGUCGCAAGGCACUCCGGUCAAGGAGGAACCCCAACAACAACAUCAAACCCAGAGUAACCACAUGGCCAUUAACCUCAAGCUGAAAGACGAUGACACGCCGUUGAUCAGCAGCAGCACCGCCUCCCGACGCAAGGGACGUGUUCUGAAGCUAGACACGUUGCUGCAGUUGAAAUCGGCUGCAAUGUCAUCGCCGGAACAACAAUUGAAACUGCCGCCAAGUGUAUUGCCCACGGCCUCAUCGCCAAUUGCCGGCAGCAGCGCCAACAAGCAGCUGGCCGAUGAUCCCUGCUCUGGCGCCAGCUCUGCAGAUGAGUCCAUGGAAACGAGCCGUGUGCCUCAGGCCAACACGAGCGCCAGCUCAACGGCUUCCAGCUCCGGCAACAGCUCAAAUGCAAGCACCAACAGCAAUCCCGUUCCAGCUGCCACCGUUGCUACCUCUGCCACCGUAUCGAGCUCAUCCACAUCCACAUCCGCGAGCAGCAGCGCUCCGGCCAUAUACGAGUGCAAGUAUUGUGAUAUUUACUUCAAGGACGCUGUGCUGUACACAAUCCAUAUGGGGUAUCACAGCUGCGACGACGUCUUCAAGUGCAACAUGUGCGGCGAGAAGUGCGACGGACCCGUCGGCCUCUUUGUUCACAUGGCCCGCAAUGCGCACUCCUAAGAGGCGGCGGCCCACAAUAUUGUUAUUACAUAGAUAUUUUUAUUAUUAUUAACAUAUUUCGUUGUCCAAAAUUGUAAAUACUCGUAAUUUUAGUUUGAUUUCGUUGUCGAAAAUUGUACAUAAGCCAAAAAUGCGCAAAAAGCGCUACCAACUAACUCUAGACCUAAGCCCACAGCCCAUAGAUUCAUGUCUAGCUCUAACUGUAGAUCUAAUGCAACUAUGUAGUAACUAUCCCAACUAUCUGCUAGCUCCUCUACUUUCUGUAUCUUUUCCGUUUCCAGCGAUGAAACCAAACACAAAUAACGUCGCAAACCGAACAAAAACCAUGAAAAAGGUUUAAAAAACUCUUAGUUUAAGUCGACAUUAACUUAACUUAAUUUGUAAGCAAUCAGUCCAAAGUCACAGUUACACAGCAGCGAUUAGUCUAUUAUUAUUAUAUUAUUUUCUUUACAAAAUAAAUGUUUAGCCUGUAAAAACAAGUGAG
Messenger RNA from Drosophila hydei, 3526 nucleotides. It is a transcript of the gene hb, whose product is annotated as protein hunchback. Bases 628 to 3042 code for a protein of 804 amino acids. Gene Ontology annotation, molecular function: RNA polymerase II transcription regulatory region sequence-specific DNA binding; DNA-binding transcription factor activity, RNA polymerase II-specific. The transcript is spliced from 2 exons. Lineage: Eukaryota; Metazoa; Arthropoda; Insecta; Diptera; Drosophilidae. The record is from RefSeq and is a predicted model, not a curated record. Gene Ontology annotation, biological process: regulation of transcription by RNA polymerase II.